AUGUCGACCUCCGUACCUUACGAUCCAUAUAUCCCCAGCCAGACCACCGGUGACCAGUCGAACUCCCGGACGGCGGCCAUCCAAGCGCAAAUCGAUGACACCGUGGGUAUCAUGAGGGACAACAUCAACAAAGUCGCCGAAAGAGGCGAGAGGUUAGACUCAAUCGAGAACAAAACAGACAACCUUGCAAUCAGCGCCCAAGGCUUUCGCCGCGGCGCCAACCGCGUCAGGAAAGACAUGUGGUGGAAGGACAUGAAGAUGAGAAUGUGCCUCAUUUUGGGUGUGAUCAUCUUGUUGAUUGUCAUCAUCGUGCCUAUCGCUGUGCACUUUUCUUAG
Molecule: messenger RNA, 336 nt
Organism: Metschnikowia bicuspidata var. bicuspidata NRRL YB-4993
Lineage: Eukaryota; Fungi; Ascomycota; Pichiomycetes; Serinales; Metschnikowiaceae
Product: SNAP receptor
Exons: 2
Coding region: 1-336 (111 amino acids)
Biological process (GO): vesicle fusion; vesicle-mediated transport
Cellular component (GO): plasma membrane; SNARE complex
Molecular function (GO): SNAP receptor activity; syntaxin binding
Source: RefSeq, a predicted model, not a curated record